AUGCUGCUGAGCAAGCAGCCUGGUGAUACCGGCAUCUACGCCACCGCCACGUCGAGCCAGGUGCGGCUGUACUAUGUUCUCGAUCGUGUCUUCCCGUUCGCUUCUAGUGGUGCGGUGGCAGCGGGAGGGUCUGGUAUGCUGGGCAGCGUCGUGUGUGACGGUUUCGAUGACGUUGGCGCCUCCACGACUACCAGGUCUGUCAAGCCCGUGCCGCCGGACCUAAUGCCGUACUUUGCUGGUGCACCGGCAUGUGUGCCUCGUGAAUACCUGCGCAUGCUGUGCCGCCUCUCCGCUGUUGGCAGAGGCACCGGCUCUGUGGCAGCUGCGACGGCUAGCGGCAUAGAUGUGCGGGCGGGCGGGUAUGACGCUUAUGGGCUGCCCGCUCCGUUCGCGAUGUCAGCAUCACGCGUGCGCUUUCCACCACCCCCUCGCACCAGCGUGGGGUACGCGUCGGCGACUUCUGCGGCUUCUGACGACUGGCUGCAACAAGAGCAGCAGAAGCAGGACGUCAACUCCGCGUACCACUGGGGCGCCCCGCUUGUCCCUUUUCAUACAGUCCCCUGUGGCGGCGGUGUCAGCGCUGGAGAGGGGCGACUCUUCAGCUCGCAUGGUGGAGCAAACGCGUCGCCGCAGGAAUGGGCGACGCCAACGGUAGCCACCGCCGGGGCUACCUCGACCUUUGCAGAGGAGUACGGCCCGGGGCAGUCGUCAGGUCGCGUGAGCGGGAACAGUGCAGCGGGGUAUAGUGGAUACCACGCCGGCAGCCUGCAAGCACUAGCCGGGCGCGCUGGUGGUGGCGGCGGUGGUGGUGCUCGCACCAGCAGUACCGCCUCGGCCGCGGCCGUUCCCCCUGCUCCCACUGCUCUCUCUCUCAGCUGCGCCACAGAUUGCGUGCUGUUCUUCGUGGCGAAUGCGGAGGGGCUUAGCUGGAUUGGCCGCAGCGAUGCCACGACACUGUCCCCUCUUCGGGUGUCCAUGUCGCUGCCGAUGCGACGGCGCGGCACCGACGGAUACGGCGGGCCGCCCGGUGGUGGAAGUGGCGGUGGCACUGUAGUGUCAUCGGCACGGCACCCGCCGCGGCCGUUUUCCGAAGGCUUUGGCGCGCCGGUGAACGCUACCUUCCCCGCGAACAGCUUUGCCAGUAGUGAGCAGACUUCCACACCGCCGAACACGGCAGGGGACUGCUCACUGCAGAACGCCCCGUUAAUGGUGUCAGAUGGGUACGGAGACGAAGGCGGCGAUGAGAACAGAGCAGGCGAGGCGGUGGCUGCUGGCACCGGAGGCGGUGGUGUGGCAAACAGCCGCCGCCGCCCUAGUUUAACCGGCGCUGCCGGUCCAUGCGUCACCGACGGACUUGACGUGUACGGAGGGGCGGCCCCGGCGGCUGUGGUGGGGCUCCCGACGCGUAGGCCAGUAUCUCGUCAUGACCGCGUUGUCACCGCGUCCGGAUGGGAUCCGCGCAACUCGGCCAUACUCGCCCUGGGCCGGCAGAGCGGCGCGGUGCAGCUACUGGAUGUCGAGUACGUGCUGGGCUCGGUGGAGGGCAGGUGCUGUAGCUCCACUACCACGAGCGUCAGCACGAGUAACGCCGACACCAACGAGCGGUUUUUUGUGCCCGCGGUAGGCGGCAUCGCCGCAGGGGCCAGCGCGCUCGGCGGCAGCAGUGUCGGUGGCACCCGUCUGGUGCCAUACGCGGGCGCGGACCACCUCAGCUACAGUGUAGUUCAGCAGAAGCAACUGCUGGGCCCCGUGACAGCGCUGGAUUGGAUGCCACAGUCCCACCUGACUGUUGUGGCCGCGCGGCGUCUCGAUGGGCUCGGCUUCUACGCAGAGCUGCUCGAUCUGCGCGCCUCUCACGACGGCGUCACGUACCUCGGCGCACCGCCCGAGGUGUUCGGCGUCCCUGUCUACGCGCGCACCAGAGACAACGCUGCCCCAUGUGUCCUUUGCAGUGCCGAGCAGGUGGCGUGCCACCCCUCGCAGCGGUACGUCGCCACGGUAGGUGCGUCACAGAUGCGGGACAUUGUGCAGCUCUGGGAUGUGCGCAUGGCGACGCGGCCGGUUUCGUGUCAGGUAUACGCGCGCGCGGGAUAUACCUCCCUGUGCUGGAGUGCGACAGAGGCGGGGGUGGUGCUUGGCACGACGCGCGACGGCGGUCUGCGCGCGCAUACCUUCAAGGCGCUUGCACCAUCGCGCGCUGCUCCAAGCGGCCCUGUCGUCGUGACGUCACACCACUAUGGCAGCGCAGCUAACCCCCACCUGAGCCCGAGCGGCUUUGGCUCCGGUGGUGCCGGGGGAGGUUUCGGGGCUGGCCGCAGUCGCCAACGUCGCGCCCCAAGUGGCGGCCUUCCGCACCACCGCUCGCCGAGCGGCGGAGAACUGGAGGCGGAUCGUUGGGGUGUGAUUAACAGCAACCCUGUGAACAGUGGCUGCAGUGGGACGGAGGCCGAGGCCGAGGAGGACUUCUCGGACGGCUCCUGCAGCACUCGCUCCGGCUUCUCCGGCGACGGCACUGGCACAACCAUGCCCUCCAUCACUGACGGGAGCAACGCUUUGGUGCAUGUCAGUGUGAAGGCGCAGUCCGCGCUUAAGUGCCGGUUGCCGUCCCGCGUGCCUGCCGCAGCGGUGGGGUGUGUGUGCCACCCGCUCUCGGAGUCGAUGAGGGCGGUCGCCUCCGGCAGCAUCCCGGGCCUCGCGUCGGUGCACCGCAGCACCGGAGGCGGAAUGUCCGCUGCCGGACCUCACCACUCUGAGCUCUUGCACGCCUCUCACGGUGCUACUAGCGGCCUUCGUCCCACAGACGACUGUGACGGCGAGGUGGACGACAACGCAAUGGCGCGUGGCUGCCGAACAGACUUGCCACAGCUGCUGCUACUCAAUGCAAAGAAUGGGGAGCUAUAUACGCAGGUGUACAACCCAGGUGGCAGCACGGUCACCAGCCUCAGCAGCAGCACGGCACUGGUCGGCGCCGGUCCCAACGCUUUCCUCACACACACCUCCACGGCGUACAAUACAACGAUCUAUGCUUACGAGGAGGCUGUGCUCGACCGGCUGGAGUGUCAAGCCGCCGCCGCCAGCGCAGCUCCUGGUAUGGCGGUGCCCUCUUGCCCCACUCCCACCUCUUUUGGAUCCGCAUCCAAAGCCGGAAUGGGCUUGCUGGGCGGGCGCGCAGGUGUCGCCGGCGCGGCAACCGUUACCUCUACAAACAAACCUCACGUAUCAGGCGACAGCACCACUGGUGGAGCUCAGCUGUCAAGUACUGGCAGCUCUGCCACUGGCGGCGGCAGGGCUUGUGCUGCAGCUGCCCGCGGUGGCGGGGGCGGUCGUGGUGGCGUUGCGGCGGCGGCGGCCAGACAAAAGGGGCGACCUAUGGAUUUGAUCGGUCUGGGGCUCUUGGACGAGGUGGAGGACGAAGACGACGAAGAAGAGGGUGAACGGGACACGCCGCGGGCCCGUGCUGGCGCUGCCUCCACCGGUGACUACGAGCACUGCGUUCUCGCCGGCGCCAACGCGAACGAGCAGCAGUCUGGCUUCGGCGCUGCUUCCUCUACAGCUCAUGGCCUGCUGAGAAUGGGGGCUGCAGGGACCGCCGGAGUGGGUGACAACGAGGGCUCGCCAAGCUCAGGCAGCCCGCGCGCCGGACUUUCGAGGGAGGCUGCGUCUUCUGUGGUGGGCAGUGGCGGUGCAGCUGCUCCUAAAGGUCCUAAAGGUUUGCAUGGCAGCGGCAUCAGCGGCGCCCUCCAGGAGAAGGAGCUACUCGGUCGUCGAUCGUCCUUGCGCGAACCUGUCGCUGCGUCGCCUCACAGCCGGUCCACCCCUGCAGAACCGAUGCAGCAGCCAUACACAGGCACCACAUCCGCGGCUGGCCGAGGUGCCGCUCAGUCCGCACCAACAGCAGCAACACCAGCAGCAACGUCCAUUCCACAGGAAAUGAGCUUCUGCGAAUUCCACCGCCUUGAUCGUACGCGGCAUCUAUGGAGACGGCUGCGCAGCGGCUUUUCAUAUGACCCGGUGCGCAACUUGACCGUGCUCCUGCGCGAAGGCCUAGAUCGGGAGGCGUACGCCACCUUCCUCUAUGGCUGCUGUGCUGCACAGCUGCUAUUCCCCACUGCUGUGAUGGUGGCGCCAAAGUCUCGUGGCACCGACCAGGCGGCGGGGCUGGCAGCGUCGGCCCCCUCUCUAGUUGUGGGCCUGAAGCGAGCCGUGCCAGGGCUGCUGGAGCUGCUGGUGUCGGAGUGUGAGUUGCGGCAACAGCUGGGGCUGAGUGACACUCGGCUCUCCUCGCAGUUUCCGCUCAGUCACCACCACCACCAGCUCGCUUUGACCAAUGCAACCGCCGCUGGCGAGGCGGCGGGUUUUGCGCCUCCGAGCGGUUACGCCAUCAUGAGCCCCAUAGGGGCACGCGGACUGCCGGCCCCUCUGCUGGCGGGUUUGUCGAGCGCCAUGGAGCGGCACAAGGGGCCUUCGGGGUUUUCACUGCACCCGUUCAGCGCCGCCGCGGCAGGCAUUCGUGCGGGCCGCCCACCAUCACCAGCGCACCUUCCCGGGCCCGCGAUCAACGCUGGCGUGAGCCGUGCGGCUUCAUCAGUUCUCAGGGGUGGAGCAGGCUCCCCUGGGGCGGCCGGUGGUGCUGCAGGGGACAGCGCCGCAUACCUUCCGACGUACCCCGUGGCGAUUGGGAUGUUGCGGCAGCUCGUGCUGGAGUCCAUGGGUUGGACGACGCCACCUGCAGUGUUUCUCGUUGAUCCACCAUCUGAGCACACUAUCGAGCGUGAGGGGACGGGUGCCAGCGCUGCCGCGGCGAGAGCCGGUGGGGCGCAGGCGACCCGGUCUCCUCCUCCACGCGGCGACCACCACCCCCGGCACCCGGCGGAGAGAUUUUUCGUGCAGGGAGACGGCAUAGGCCAACGCAGCCUGCAGGAAGCGCUGGAGCGGCGCGUGGCCGUGCUCGUGUUGCUGGACCGUCUCGAGGAGGCUGCGGAGUUGCUGGCGCUGUACGGCACGCACAACGCGCAGUACCCCAGUAUCGCCUUGACCCUGUCUGCAGCGCGCGGCCGGCAGACAGCUGUGAUGAGCCUGGCAGCAGACGACUGUCCUGGGGUAACUUUCUGGAUUCAUUUGAUGCUCACAUACAUGGAGCUUGUGAUGCAUCAGCAGUCGUGCGGAGCGGCGGCAGCAGGGGAUAGGAUUCUGCCGGCGGAUGCUGGGAGCGCGGGCAGGGGCAGCGACGAGGCCACAUCGAGCACGGCCACGUGCACCGCUGAGGCGACGGAGCCAGUCAGCCGCUUCGAUGACCUCUUUACGUUACCGCAGCAGAAGGCAGUGGUGCUACGCCUGCUGGAGAGGUAUCCGCGCCUGGUCCUCUCUGACAAGGUGGCCCUUUCCACGGCGCUGCUCUUGCCCUCGCGGUACCACAGCGGCCAUAUCGCCAACGUGAUGGAGGUUUUGCAGGCUCUGGUGCAGCAGCAGUACCGUGAUUACUCUACCACCGCCACCGCCAGCACAGCAGCUCAACAGGCGGUCGCCGACAGCAUGUACGGGUCGCCGUCCUCAACGUUGUCGCCACUCGGGAUCCGCGCGCGGCAGCAGAGACGCGUGGAUUCAAAGCGCGCAUCGCUGUCCGGCCUACCUCGAUCGCCUGCGCAGAGCUCUUCCGUAGACGUUGCCGUGUCGCCGGCGGCUCUCAGCGGCCGCUUCCCAAGCUCGUCCGGCGCCUCCCUCCCUGCCCACGGCAGCGUCGAUUCCCACUACAGUGAUCCUAGUGACACCUUCGUGCUCGCUGCCGCCGCAUCCACCGCCUCUGUGGAUCGCUUCGCCCCCAUCUACCGGUGCUCGCUGCUGCUCGUGACGGUGGUGGAGGGCGUCAGCACCGACUGCGGCGCACUUCAGCGCUACGUGGACGAGAGCGGCGACGUGCAAACGCCCCUGAGUUACGCAGCGGCGUUCAGCAAUGUGCUCUCGCCAACUGUCCGCAUGUGGCGUGACGCGUACCGGCGCUUGCUUAACGACCAGGGACUCGCCAUGUGGCGCAGUCUUCACGAUCUGCAUAUCGUGAAACUUCUCAAAGCACGUGAAGAGGCGGACAAGCACGGGGGUGGCAGCGCCAUCUCCGGCAGCAGCAACUCGCAUAGCGCCGGUGCCGGUGGCGGUGUGGCGGGCAUCCCGGGAGGCUCCAUCAUUGGCGGAGGCGGUGGCUCUUCCCCGGGCAUGGUUGGCGCAGGCACCACACGUGGCGGCGGUGUUGUUGGAGCCGCCACCGGCGCCCCUCCAGGAGGCCCUGCGGGGCCUCUCUCGAGUGCUGACGUGCCUCGACCAAGUGGUUUCCCUGGCGCGCUGGGGGCACUCGGAAGUGACAUCGGCGUGGGGCCUGGUGCCGCCUCCGCUGCGGCGAUGAUGUCGACCCAAACAGCCAUGAUGAUGGAGCGCACGCUGAACCGAUUUGCCCAGACCACCGCAACCGCGACAACCGACCGCGACCGCUCGUUGCGCGAGGCGGCCGGGACUGCUGGUGGGGCCAGUCCAGGAGCUAAUGAAGCGCUCUACCGAGCGGUGGAGCUGCGGUGCAACUGCGGUCAGGCGAUGCACGCGACGGCGCCGAGCAAGAGCUCCAUCUCGUCCAUGACCUCGACGAACAUGACCCGCAAACAACUCAUUCCGUGCGGCAACCCGGAGUGCCGACAGUGGCAGUCGCCGAUGUGCACCGUGUGCGGUGAGCGUAUGGAGCACCGCGCGACGGAGCUGCCGCCGGAGCGCUUCUUCGCAUGGUGCAGCGUGUGUCUGCACGGGGGCCACUGGUGCCACCUGCGGGAGUGGUUCAGCAAGCACACAAAAUGCCCCGUCGAGAACUGCCCCUGCCACUGCUGCGACAGCGUCCAUCUCUCGUAG
Leishmania mexicana MHOM/GT/2001/U1103 is the source of this 6885-nucleotide messenger RNA. RefSeq lists its product as hypothetical. Gene Ontology annotation, molecular function: protein binding. The transcript has a single exon. Gene Ontology annotation, cellular component: cytoplasm. The record is from RefSeq and is a predicted model, not a curated record. The coding region runs from base 1 to 6885 and encodes 2294 amino acids. Lineage: Eukaryota; Euglenozoa; Kinetoplastea; Trypanosomatida; Trypanosomatidae.